Molecule: messenger RNA, 3089 nt
Organism: Cherax quadricarinatus
Lineage: Eukaryota; Metazoa; Arthropoda; Malacostraca; Decapoda; Parastacidae
Biological process (GO): regulation of transcription by RNA polymerase II
Molecular function (GO): RNA polymerase II cis-regulatory region sequence-specific DNA binding
Source: RefSeq, a predicted model, not a curated record
UGUGUAUUAUUCUGAGUAGCGCAGUGUGUGUCUCCACGCUCGACCAGGAAGACACAGUUACCCUUGUUGGCGGACAAGAGAAGUUCGAGAGACGACAAAUUUCAUCCCCUUGCCCACGAGAAAUCAUCCGCCACCAUGUCGUCAGAGACGGAGAGCAGCAUCGACUGUCUGGACAGCAGUCUCGUCUACCUUAAAAUUGGUGAAAGCACUCUGGAGGAACUUGCUCACUCGCUUAUCAAGUGUACAGAAAAUGAUGAGUUUUGUAGCGCUGACUACCAGCAGCAGCAACAGGACAACAGUCAGAUUAACGGUGACUUAGAGAAAAAUGAAUGUGCUGAGCUAGGAGGAAACGGCAGUCAGCUGGAUAAUUCAACGACGUCCCUGAAAGUGACGCAGGGUCCUUCAGCUACGUCACAGUUGCCCCUCGACGCAAACUUCAACUACACUUGUGCUGGAAAGAACGUUAACACUAUCAAGCACACGUACACUGGAAAAAUGAUCCCCCAGGCCAACGCUUACGUAUAUGAUGGGAAUAAGGUGAACGCGGACGCAAACACCUAUACAUGUGCUGGAAAGACCCUUCUCAACACUGAGGUCAACAACAACAAUGCUAGAUGCGAGAAGUGCGACACCAGGAACAAUAAUAGCACAGACAUCCUCACGGCCACCAAUAACACUAACGAACAGUUUAACGAAAUCUCUACAAGCAUGAGAGAUUCUUCGAAAAGUAAGCAGAACUGCGAUGCUAACGAGGCCAGCAGCAGCAACUUGAACAAGGUGUGGUCGCCGUCUACGCAGGACCUGAGUCGUACCGUGGACAAGAUCCUGAGAACCUGCGGGGGAUUAGGUGAGGGGCAACGCAAAUAUGACCUCUCCUACAUGGGAGUGUCAGAAGCCCUCGGGGAAAUGUUGCUUCAACACGGAGAGUUCCCUGCCACUCCCCUCGUUACUCCCACCCCGAGGUACCGCAGCACACCACUGGAUACAGCACAAGCCAAGAGAGAGACGGCGGUAGACUUCAAGAACGGUACAAUCUUCGGUUCGUCACUCUCCUCUUCUCAGAGCCUUCAAUAUAAACCUCACUUGCAGGAGUUAGGGGAGGUGACGUUCUCCCUGGCGCCAGGCGGAGACCAUCUCUCCUCAGCACCACACAUGAUGACAACACCUGAGGAGCCGUUCACCGGCGCUACACCCAGGCUUAACCUCGGCUGCCAGCAAACUCCACCAGGAUCUCUUCCGUCCAUCAUGUCCUGGGGUGGUAGCGAGGCUGAGGGGGCGUGGCCAGCCAUAUCACCUUUCUUCUCCUCGCUGGGUUCUGUCUCCCUAGCCACCUCCAACACCCACAGUGAAGCACCAUCCUUUCCCCUUCCCCAGAUGAACGAGAUCCCACACGGGAAAAGACAGGAGAUGUUCUCUACACAGUACCAGGACUGGCCAGAGGCAAGAACCACUCGUCACUCCUACCUUGCUCAGCACCACUCUGUACUCUCCCAGUACAACCCUAGUCAAGCCCAGCACCACACUUCUUACCCCCAGCAACACACUUCUUCAUCUCAGCACUACCACCUCCAGGCCCAGCGCCAUCCCCAAACAGUUUACCAGACACUCUGUACAGACAAGGCGGUGGUGGGCGGGAUGGCCCCAGGUGCAGCAGCCAGCGGUGUCUCCCCCAGGAGAGCUCUGAUCCAAGACGUGGUGUUGAGGGAGUCGACCAGGGCGUUCCGCUCCCACCCUCUCUUUCCCUUGCUGAAGGACCUCGCAGUUACUGACUACUACUUCGAUAAGGCCAAUUUCAACGUUGCGCCGCUGCUGUCCUUCCUGCCUCCUUCCACGGAGGACCUGGUGACUCUCUACUUGCGCAGGAACCCCGAGGCCGCUCAAGCCUACCAGAAUAAACACGCCUCCCCGCGCACACAAACUAUUGACGCUGUAAUAUUCGACGCUGUAACAUAUGCUCACGCUUCACUAAUGAAGCGAGUAGUGACUCAGGUGACGAAGCUGAGUGAGGUGAUGGAGGCGGAGCCAGCAGAAGUAGAGGAGGCGGUGGAGGACUUGUGUCAGCGGUACAUAGAGGUGGUGCGUUCCUCCACUCCUCUGCAUUUGAUACAUGCCUUCGACACCAGCUCUCAAGCCUCGCCGCAACAACAACAAUCUGCAUCACAAUGUGCAGCGAGCGUGGAAGUCGGUGAGGCGGAGAGAGGAGUGCGGGAGCCAUUUCAGCAGCUGGAGCACUUGCUGGCACCUUUCUCACCCAUUCCUCACUCCUGCAACACACAGGACUCGUCAGAGACUCGGAGGAGGAGGAGCUGUCAUUCUCGAGAGGUUUAUCAAAUGUUGUCAUCGUGGCUGUUCGACCACCACCAUCACCCGUACCCUGACGACGACCAGAAGGUGUUCUUGAUGCAACAGACAGGGUUGUCUGCACAGCAGAUCAAUCAGUGGUUCAUCAACGCCCGCAGACGUCUGCUGCCUCGUCUGAAGGCUGAGCAAGGCAAAGAGUAAAGAUUCGAAGGGUUGAAUAAAUUAAGAUCAUUAGUAGACGAAGAAAACGGAAAAGCUUUGUUGGGAAGGAGAAAUGUCUCAAGUUACAAGGUCGAAAAGAUGGAUGAAAUUUAUAAUGUUCAUAAAGUCAACAGAGAUCUUGAUGUAAAAGUUCAGCCAAAGGUAGUUGCAUAAUCUGUAAAAAAAACAUUAUGUAAGAUGCAUUCAAAGCAGUUUUGAAAAGUUCCUCAGCACUGCUUACUAUUUAAUAUUACAGUAUUUUAGGAAAUAUAGAAAAUCCCAGUCCAGAGAUAUAACAAAAGCAUAUCCUAACCUGGCUUAAUUUUUAGCUAAUAUUUUAAAAACUCGUACCAGUGACCAUGGAAAAAUUUGCCACCCACACGAGAGCUAAUGUAAUUAAUGUAAUCUUCAUAACUGGUGGUGCCAAUGCACAAUGAAAUGUAUUCUCUAGAUGUACAAAAUUUCCUUAAUAAACCUUCAUAUUAUUUUUUUUGAACAUUAUCGUGUACCAGGUUACAUGACUCGUUUAAAGCGAUCUCCGGUUUUAUAUGUAUUGCAUUUUGGGUAAAUAAAACGGUUAUAAGAGU